Molecule: messenger RNA, 3657 nt
Organism: Paralichthys olivaceus (Japanese flounder)
Lineage: Eukaryota; Metazoa; Chordata; Actinopteri; Pleuronectiformes; Paralichthyidae
Gene: fam13a
Product: family with sequence similarity 13 member A
Biological process (GO): signal transduction
Source: RefSeq, a predicted model, not a curated record
AAGCUGUUUCAGUCUGUGCUCAUGGGCUGGACAGUCUAUACUCAGCCGGUAGUGACAUGACAGCUCUUCUUCUCCACACGCUCUCCUGUUGUGGAUUAUCUGUGUUGAGUGUUUUGGAUUGUUUGGAUGGCAUAUUCUGAGGUGAAAGGGAUUCCCACCCCGGGGGAAAUUCCACAACUGUGUCCUGGCACAGAGUGAGGAGAGGAGGAGGAAAGGAAUAAGAAGGAAGACAGCAGAAACUUUUUCACCUCAUCUUUGCCUCUGCAAGCGUUUUUCUUUCCAUGGGAGGAUGGGGGCAGGAGCUCUGACCAUCUGUCACAACAAGACGGCAGUGCAGGUUAAAGAAGACAUGAAGAAGAUGGUGCAGAUACCCAUGCUGAGACCCAGGAUGGUGGGAGCAAAGCACACCAAGCUGUUUGGAGCGUCCCUGUUUGAGCUGCGUCAGAGGGGCCUGGUGGAGAACGGUGUGCCUCUGGUGGUGCAGAGGAUGGUGGAGCAUCUCCGCAAUCAUGCCCUGCAUCAGGAAGGCCUGUUCAGAGUGAAUGGGAACGUCCGGGCUGUGGAGACCCUGAAACAGCGGCUGGAGGGAGGCGAGGAAGUGGACCUUCUCUCUGAAUCUGACACGUGUACAGUGGCUAGUUUGCUGAAACGGUAUCUCAGGGAGCUGCCAGACGGUCUGGUAGACUCAACAGUCCAGCAGGCUCUAAUACAGCACUUCCAAGAGUGCGGUGAUGAUGGCUCUUGGUCAGAUAUGAGAGACCUGCUCCAGCAGCUUCCAGAUGUUCACCACAGCCUCCUCCGCUACCUCUGCCACUUCCUUACGCUCGUCGAGUGCAACCACAAAGACAACCGCAUGACUGCCCUCAACCUCGCCACCGUGUUUGGACCCAGCGUCUUCCAUGUGGCUCCUGGGUUUGAAGCAAUGAAGGACCAAAAUAUCUGUAACAAGCUCAUGGUCAAGCUCAUACAGAACUACAGCAACAUUUUUGAGGAAGACAAAGAAAAAGAAAGCUGCUCAGAAGAACUAUCUACCCUAAUCAUUGUCAAGGAGGCGUGCGUGAUGGACACAAACACAAAGUCACCCAGCCACCUCAAUGCGAAGACACCAACACCAAUUCCCAGGACAAAAGUUGGACAAAAAGACGUUCCAGAAAACGUACCCGGACCUUUGAUCAAAUCCACCUCUAACACUGCAAAGGCAAGAUCAAGGAGGAAGAAGGUGAAGAAAGGGAAGAGUGACAGCAUGCCUGAAGUUGUCCUUCAGCCCAGCCGCUCUGCACACUUGCCUCAUGUGAGACCUGGCUCCAUUCCAAUAGUUUUGUCCCUAAGUUCUGAACUGAGAAGCCCAAGUCCAGAGGCGAUGGAGACAUCUCCCAUAACUCUGGCUCACCGAGACACCCCAGACCCUGCCUCGCACCCCAGCCAUCUUGAUGUCAGCCCCUCUGGUAGCAUGGAAGCCCUCAGUAGUUCCCAAGAAGAAGAGAGGCCAAUAUCUCCUUUCUACAUGAGUAACCACCUCUCCCCUGUCCACUGCAGACCAGAUGUGGUGAAUUUCCUGGACAAGACCAUACGAUCAACAGUAGAGCAGCACCUCUUUGACGUGAACCCUUUGCGGGAUCAAAGUUCAAAGGAGUGUGAAUUGACAUCUCCAAAAGUGACGCCAACUGCUCGACAGAGACGUCGACACCAGAGAGAGCAGCAGGAGGAAGGACUCAGACAACGAGAGAGAAACGGAGCUGCAUCCAUCACAGCAGACACCAACAAGGAGAACAUCCCAUCGAGCUGUCGAAGCAGUUCGGGCAGCGUGGGGGAGGACGCAGGCGGUGGCAGCAGCAACGUGGACGCACAGGGAGGCCAGACCGCUCACACUGAGCGAACCCCCAAACCCAGGAAGUCAAAACACAGUCCCACGCUGGUGCUACUCACUGACAAUCAGGAUGCACACACAGUAAAGGAGUGUGUUGAUGAGAGACCUGGACCAAAGCCCAUGGAGACAUCUCAGACAGGGAAUGGCAUUUCAAGAAAAAAUGGUCUUCCUUCUCCUCCACAGACGUUAAGGAUGAAGAUCCAGGAGUCGCCUGUCACUUGUGACACGGGGAGGGUCAGCAGCGGAGAGGUGCGGGACUCGGACUGUGAGAAGACGAGCUGCGAGGAUGUUCCCCGGCUGGACCUCACAGCACUGACCGAGGACGACAACUGGGGAGAAUCUUCAUUCUUUAACAUCCCUUUCCUUGAUUUCAAAAGCAUUUUCCAUCCAAGUUUUUGUGAUGAACCCGUCCCAGCGUUCUCAUCACUGCAGAGGGAGAGCAUGGACCGCGAGGAAGCUCGACUGUCCCCUCACGCGGGGGGGCGACCGAUCCGCCAGCUGCUGGAGGAAGACAGCGACCCCAUGCUGUCACCUCGCUUCUACACCUACGGACAGUGCCAGCAGUACCUGGACGACACUGAAGUGCCUCCCUCACCGCCAAACGCACACUCGUUUGUCAGUCGCAGACGGAGUUCAUCUCUCGGCUCCUGUGACGACGAGAAAGAGGAGUUGACAUCGGCUCAGCUCACAAAGAGGGUUCACUUCCUGAAGAAGAAGAUCCACAGAUUUGAGGAGAAGUUUGAAGAUGAGCGAAAAUACAGGCCUUCCCAUAGUGAUAAAGCUGCAAACCCAGAAGUGCUGAGGUGGGUAACUGAACUGGCCAAACUCCGCAAAGAGCUCAAAGAACACAAGCUGAUGAAGUCUGAGGAGGAUCUUCCACCACUGACCCGUCAGCGCAGCAACACUUUGCCUAAAAGCUUCGGCUCUCAGCUGGAGAAGAAACCGCAGCAGGAGAAAGUGCCGAAGCCGCCGGUGGAGAGCACGCUGGAGACCAUUUUAAAGAAGCUGCAGGAGAAGAGGGAGGAGGUGAACCGCCCCGAGGACAUCAAGGAUAUGACACGGGAGCAGAUCGGAGCAGAGAAAGUCGCCCUGCAGAAAGCUCUCCUCUACUACGAGAGCAUACACGGACGACCAGUCACCAAAAGUGAGAGGCAAAUCAUGAAGCCGCUCUACGACAGAUACCGCCUGGUCAAACAGAUCCUGUGCAGAGCCUCCACCAUCCCUGUCAUUGGCUCCCCCUCCAGCAAGCGCAGAGGGCCGCUGCUUCAGCCCAUUAUCGAGGGCGAAACCGCGCUCUUCUUCGAUGACAUCAAGGAGGAGGAGGACGGCUCAGAGGACGACGGAGACUCCAAGACUCAGUUCACCGUGACCGAGCGGCCCGACCUCAGCGUCCUCGGCUUCCUCGACCACAUGGAGGAGGAAGCGGACGGUUUCAUUUCGCCAGUGGAUGAGCUCUCGCCGUCUCAAAACACAACAGACAUGAGGCUGUCGAACCUUCACUCCGCCACCAUGCCGGAGCUGGUGGAACAGCUCCAAGAGUCCAGAGAGGAGAAGAAGAGGAUCCGCAAAAACCUGAAAGAGUUCGAGGACCAGUUCUUCAGACAGAACGGAAGAAAUGUGCAGAAGGAGGACCGCUCCCCAUUGGCAGUGGAGUACAACGAAUACAAGCAUGUUAAAGCCAAACUGCGGCUGCUGGAAGUCCUCAUCAGCAAAAGAGAGUCGUCCAAGUUCAUCUGAGGAAAAAAAAGAAAUAUAUGACGGACCGUUGCUCUCACACACACACACACACA